CACAGUGUCUGUCCUUCUCAGAGUUAGUUUGUGUGUGUGUGUGGAUGGAGCUGAAGCAGCCAAGAUGUCUUCUAGGAUUCUUGUAGCGUUGCUGUCACUGUCCUGCGUUGUUUCUGCUCAGUCAGAAGUGGAAACCAGGGCAAGGGUGUUCCUGCAGAAGUUCGACGAGGAGGCCACUGAGCGAAUGUAUAAUUACUCGCUGGCAUCAUGGGCCUACAACACCAAUAUCACAAAGGAGAACUCAGACAAACUGUCAGAACAGGGGCAAAUAUGGGGCAAUUUCUACACCCAGAUGUCGGGGGACUCGCAGCAAUUCCCCAUUGACCAGAUCAAAGAUCCAGAAAUUAAAUUACAGCUCAUCUCCCUACAAGACAAAGGAUCUGGUGCCCUAUCCCAUGAUAAAGCUGUACAUCUGAGUAAGGUCAUGAGUGAGAUGAGUACAAUCUACAGCACAGCGACAGUGUGUCUCAUGGACGACUCCCUCAACUGCCAGACUUUGGAGCCAGGCCUGGAGCACAUCAUGGCCAACAGCCAAAACUACUCUGAGCGUCUGCAUGUGUGGGAGGGCUGGAGAAGAGAGGUGGGGAAGAGGAUGAGGCCUCUGUACGAGGACUAUGUGGAUCUGAAGAAUGAAGCUUCCAAACUAAACGGUUUUGAAGACUAUGGAGCUUACUGGAGAUAUAACUAUGAGACCAUUGAGGAGGAAAUUCGGUACAAGUAUACCAGAAAUCAGCUGAUGGAAGACGUCCGUUCUAUAUACAAACAGAUCCUGCCCUUAUACAAGGACCUGCAUGCCUAUGUGAGAGCCAGGCUUAUAGAGGUCUACAAAGGCAAAAUUGAUUCAGAAGGACCUCUGCCAGCCCACUUGCUGGGUGACAUGUGGGGAAGAUUCUGGACCAACCUGUACCCUCUGUCAAUCCCCUACCCCGACAAACCAGAUAUUGAUGUCAGCAAAACUAUGGUGGACAAGGGCUGGGAUGAGAUUCGGCUUUUCAAAGAAGCAGAGAAAUUCUUCAUGUCUGUGGGCCUUUAUGAGAUGUUCCCAAACUUCUGGAAGGACUCCAUGCUGGUUAAGCCUGAGGAUGGACGCAAGGUGGUCUGUCACCCCACAGCCUGGGACAUGGGAAACAAAAAGGACUUUAGAAUCAAAAUGUGCACCAAGGUCAACAUGGACGACUUCCUCACAGCGCACCAUGAGAUGGGUCACAACCAGUACCAGAUGGCUUACCGUAACCUGUCCUACCUCCUGAGGGACGGAGCCAAUGAGGGUUUCCAUGAGGCUGUUGGAGAAAUCAUGUCCCUCUCUGCUGCAACGCCGAAACACUUGAAGAGCCUGAACCUCCUGCCUGCUGACUUCAUUUAUGAUAAUGAAACCGAGAUCAACUUCCUGCUGAAACAGGCACUCACCAUCGUGGCCACGCUGCCAUUCACCUACAUGCUGGAGGAAUGGAGGUGGCAGGUGUUUGCAGGGAACAUCAGCAAGGAUGAAUGGAUGGAGCGCUGGUGGGAGAUGAAGAGGGAGCUGGUAGGGGUGGUGGAGCCUGUGCCAAGAGAUGAGACCUACUGUGACCCGCCUGCUUUGUUCCAUGUAUCUGGAGACUAUUCUUUCAUCAGGUACUUCACAAGAACCAUCUACCAGUUUCAGUUCCAAAAAGCGCUCUGCGGUGUGGCUGGUCAUACGGAUGCCUUGUCAUCAUGUGACAUUACAAAUUCUACUGCAGCAGGAACCAAGCUGAAGAAUAUGUUAAAGCUGGGAAGGUCUCAGUCCUGGACCAGGGCUUUGAAUACGAUAUCCGGUGACGUUAAGAUGGACGCCCGCCCCCUGUUGGACUACUUCCAAAAACUUCAUGACUGGUUGAAGAAAGAGAACAUGAAACACAACAGGACUGUAGGCUGGAAGUCAUCAGUAGAUCCAUAUUCUGAGUAUGCCAUUAAAGUGAGAGUAAGUUUGAAGGCUGCCAUGGGGGAUAGCGCUUAUUCCUGGAACGCCAACGAGCUGUUCCUGUUCAAGGCCAACAUUGCGUAUGCUUUGAGGCAGUACUACAGCCAAAAGAACGAGAUACUUCUCUUCACACCAGAGAACGUCCUCACUUAUAAGGAGACUCCCAGAAUCUCUUUCUACAUUGUGGUCACCAACCCAGCAAAUCCCUCCGUAUAUAUCCCAAAGCAUGAUGUGGAGGCUGCCAUACGGCUGUGUCGAGGCCGAAUCAACGAUGCCUUCCAAUUGGAUGACAGGACGCUGGAGUUUGUGGGUAUCCCACCAACACUAGCCCCUCCCGUGGAGCAGCCAGUGACGGUGUGGCUGGUGGUAUUUGGGGUGGUAAUGGGAAUCGUGGUGCUAGCGGGUGUCUACCUCAUCAUCUCUGGUGCCAGAGAGCGCAAAAAGAAAUCUGCAAAGACAGGCACGGAGAAUCCUUAUGAUACAAAUCCUGAAGGACAAACUAACAAAGCCUUUGAGGAGAAUGACAAUGAGCAAACUGGAUUCUGAGUCCACUGCAGUGACCGAAGAACAGAGGCAUCCCAUUUCUACUGAGUCUGUGUUGACGAUAUGGAUGAACCAGCCGCUGUACAGCGCUGACUCAAACUUCAGCUGUUUGGUGCGAUCACCCGUCAUGUAGAAGAGGAAAGACAGGGUACUCUC
This is a messenger RNA of Micropterus salmoides (largemouth bass), 2641 nucleotides long. RefSeq names its product angiotensin I converting enzyme 2 (gene ace2). Gene Ontology annotation, cellular component: plasma membrane. The record is from RefSeq and is a predicted model, not a curated record. Gene Ontology annotation, molecular function: peptidyl-dipeptidase activity; metallopeptidase activity. Lineage: Eukaryota; Metazoa; Chordata; Actinopteri; Centrarchiformes; Centrarchidae. The transcript is spliced from 19 exons. The coding region runs from base 65 to 2488 and encodes 807 amino acids. Gene Ontology annotation, biological process: proteolysis.